AUGUACUUUGUCGAAGAGGAAGAGGCAGAGCCAGAGCCAGAGCAGGAGCAGGAAGAAGAAGGAGGAGGAGGAGAGCAACAAGAAUACACAGAGUAUCAAGAGCAGGAGACACAUGAAGAAGAGGAAGAACGUCCUCGACCCAAGCCCUUGGUCCCCCAGCUUGCACCACCUAAAAUCCCAGAGGGGGAGAGAGUGGACUUUGAUGAUAUCCACAGGAAAAGAAUGGAAAAAGACCUACUGGAGCUACAGACACUGAUUGAUGUGCACUUCGAACAGAGGAAGAAAGAGGAGGAGGAGCUGAUUGGACUUAAGGAGAGGAUUGAAAGACGUCGGUCAGAGAGGGCAGAGCAGCAGCGGGUCCGAGCAGAAAAGGAAAGAGACAGACAGACGAGAAUUGCGGAGGAGCGCCAAAGGAAAGAGGAUGAGGAGGCGAAGAAGAGAGCAGACGACGAAGCCAAGAAGAAGAAAGUGCUCUCAAACAUGGGCGCCCACUUUGGCGGUUUCCUGGCCAAGGCGGAGCAGAGGAGGGGGAAGCGGCAAACAGGGCGGGAGAUAAAGAGGAAGACUCUGGCAGAGAGACGCACACCCCUGGGCAUCGACAACCUUCGAGAGGAGGGGCUCAGGCAACGAGCUCAGGAGAUGUGGAAUUGGAUCUAUCAGCUGGAGUCUGAGAAAUUUGAUUUCAUGGACGAGAUGAAGAGACAGAAAUAUGAGAUCAUUGUUCUCUUGAAUAGAAUCUCUCAUGCCCAGAAGUUUAAAAAGGGCCAUGGCAAAGGCAAGGUUGGGGGUCGCUGGAAGUAAACUGCCACUUGAGAAGAGGCCAGAAAUGCAAAACAGACAACUGAAUAUGGAGACUGGAGGUUUAUGUUACAGGAAGAUAGAGGGAAGGAGGAACAAAAGCCCAGAACUCAUCUCAUCCACUCUGUUUCUCCUUAACUGCUUACAAUGCAUGUCUUUAAAUCUGUGGAAAAACUGAUAGUAUGGUGAAACAAGGUGUAUAGAUAGUAAAAUGGUAUGCAUUUAA
Messenger RNA from Megalops cyprinoides (Indo-Pacific tarpon), 1024 nucleotides. RefSeq names its product troponin T type 1 (skeletal, slow) (gene tnnt1). Gene Ontology annotation, cellular component: troponin complex. Gene Ontology annotation, molecular function: troponin T binding; tropomyosin binding. The transcript has 13 exons. Lineage: Eukaryota; Metazoa; Chordata; Actinopteri; Elopiformes; Megalopidae. The record is from RefSeq and is a predicted model, not a curated record. Gene Ontology annotation, biological process: slow-twitch skeletal muscle fiber contraction; sarcomere organization; regulation of muscle contraction. Bases 1 to 801 code for a protein of 266 amino acids.